AUGGGACCAACAGUUGGGGCUUCUGAGAGUGAAGAACCGUUGCAGGAGUUGCAUGUUGAUGGCAAUGGACACCUGGAGCCUGGCGGGAAGCCAGAACCUUGUCAUAACUGCAAGAAAAGUCAAACCGGUCCAGUUGUGGUUGCACUGAUAGUUUUAUCUGCUUUGAUCGGUGCCAUCAUUGCUGUGGCAGUGCUGGCACCUAAGCUUUCAUCAGCUGAUCAGUGCCCCUCUGCUGGGCCCAAAUGCCCGGAUGGCUGGAUCGGGUACCGAGGGAAAUGCUACUUUUUCUCCGAGACUGAAGGGAACUGGACCUACAGCCAGAGCCACUGCUCUGCACCGGAUGCCUCCUUGGCUGGGAUCGACAGUGAGCAGGAAAUGAUGUUCCUGCUGCUCCAUAAGGAUAUCCAUGACCACUGGAUCGGCCUCCGGAGGGAGCAGGGGCAGCCCUGGAAAUGGACCAACGGCAUCGUAUUCAACCACCCGUUUCCGAUAAGAGGAGGCGGUGACUGCGCGUAUCUGAAUGACGAGAAAGGGGUCAGCAGCUCACGGUGCUACAUGGAAGGACGGUGGAUCUGUAGCAAACCUGAGGUGUAUGUGACGGGAAAAGGGACUGCACUGGAAGGGAGCUCAAAAUAAGUCUUCCAGAAAUGACACUGAUACAAAGAAUCCACAGUUUAAACUACACACACUUAUUGCUUGAGGGCCCCACAGCCUGGUU
Messenger RNA from Chelonoidis abingdonii (Abingdon island giant tortoise), 718 nucleotides. Its product is annotated as C-type lectin domain family 2 member D-like. The record is from RefSeq and is a predicted model, not a curated record. Lineage: Eukaryota; Metazoa; Chordata; Testudines; Testudinidae.